UGUGUGACUUCACUCCAGCAUUUCCAAGUAACUUCCCGGAUUUUACCAGUAUUUCCCAACAAUGCACCAAAGAAUUUCAACAAACCAGACAUCAGUAUUGAUAUGCCUCAUUGGAAUACUACUGACAGGAUGUGUAGCGGAAGACAAGCAGUGUGAGGUGUUGGACGUCUCUGUCAAACCCAAUGAGGUAAACUCAACCUUCGUGUACGGCAUCACAUACAAAGACCCCUCCUGCCCCAACAAAGAAAAGCUGAAAAGAAAACUGAUCAUGUGCAAUACAUCUGGGAGCUACCUGAACCUGGGGGGUGAAGGGGAGGUCCAUAACUGCUUCUUUGAGGGAAUGUGGAUGGUGACAGUGUCUAAAAACGUGAACUCCACCUGUUUCCAUUGCUGGGGGUUGUAUAUGAAACACCACACACUACCCUUUUUGAGAUAUGAUUUCCUGAACAUCACAUUAAAAAAUGUUCACCCUGCAGUGAAAAACUGGAAUCUCACUAUCUAUAAGACCACAGUUAAGGCAGACUUCUACCCCUGUAGGAAAGGAACCAAUUUAAACGAGAUAACAGAAAGGUUUCAGGACACGCAUCUGAAGGCAAACAUCACGCUAUCGCUAAUCACGCUGAAACAUUCCUUUGACCCAAAUGCCUGUUAUUGCCUCGUGCUGAACCCAAUCAGCCAUUUGCCUCUAGAGCCUCGCAACACGUUCUUCACCACCAGCGACUGCAGACCCACUGCACCCUCACCUGAGAACGGAGUAUCACCGAUAGAUGAUCUGUCAAUGUCGAAAUGGGAGGAGGCAGAGUGGGGAGUGCUGGUGGGCAUGAUGCUAUUGAUGGUGGCCAUGAUUUUUGUUGCUUUCCGCAGUCCCGUAUUUCUCAGCAAAAUCCUCAGGCUGAAACGACUUAUAGUCACUGAGACGCCAUCUGAGAAGCCAGUGCCAUCCUGCGACUCUCAGGUGCUGCUUCUCUACGCACCAGACAUUUCAGACAGCCAGGACUUGAAUAUAUUGAAAAAGAAUCUUCAGGCUUCCUUCAAGGUGUACGAUUUGUUUGAUCGCCCAGACCACAACCAAUUAGCUGACCCAUGCGGGUGGACAGAGGAGGUGUUGUUGUCGACCACAGGCGUGAAGGUGCUGCUGGUGGAGUCUGUGGGACUGCUGAAAAAGAUUGCUUCUCUGCUUGAGUCUGAUAAAGAAAGUUUCAUGGAUGCGAUGGUGGCAAAGAAAUCUUUACAUGAUAAAACUGCAGAAAGUCUCUUGACGUUUGCUCUCAGGACCAUUAUCGCCUCAAGUCUUCGACAGGACUACUCGUCUGUAUUCGUGGUCAGGUUCACGGACGAAGUGAGGGAUGCAGUUGACCUGCUGGUGCAGAUGCGACGGUACAAAUUCCCGGACCAUUUUUCGGAGCUCUCAAAAGACAUGAAAGAAGCGAAACGCAGGAAUGUGUAGAGGGAGGGAGAGAGAGAGAGAGAGAGAGAGAGAGAGAGAGAGAGAGAGAGAGAGAGAGAGAGAGAGAGAGAGAGAGAGAGAGAGAGAGAGA
Molecule: messenger RNA, 1538 nt
Organism: Scylla paramamosain (green mud crab)
Lineage: Eukaryota; Metazoa; Arthropoda; Malacostraca; Decapoda; Portunidae
Exons: 14
Coding region: 62-1447 (461 amino acids)
Source: RefSeq, a predicted model, not a curated record